UUUAUUGUGUGUGUGUGUGUGUGUGUGUUGCAGGAGCUGUGUCAGUGUCGUCCAUCCGACGGGAACUGUUCAUGUUGUAAGGAGUGUAUGCUCUGUCUGGGGACACUGUGGGAGGACUGCUGUGACUGUGUUGGGAUGUGUAACCCUAAGAACUACAGUGAUACUCCGGCCACCUCCAAGAGCACAGUGGAGGAACUCCAUCGACCAAUCCCCUCGCUGUUCCGAGCCCUCACGGAGGGCGACGCCCCUAUCAACAUGAUGGUGGUGUCCUUCCCCGUUGCCGAGGAACUAUCUCACCAUGAGAACCUGGUCUCCUUCCUAGAGACGCUUGACGACCAGCACCAGAACAUAUCUCUCCCCGCCAACAGCAUCCACGGCAACUACGACAUUCAAGAUAACAUGUGUACGGUGGUCUACUUUGACGACUGCGUAUCCAUCCGCCAGUGUAAACUAUACUGUGAGUCGAUGGGAGGGUCGAAGUACCGCUGGUUUCACAACGCCUGCUGUCAGUGCGUCGGCCCGGAGUGUCUGGACUACGGCAGCAAGGCUGUUAAGUGCAUGAACUGUCUGUUCUGAAGACUGACGACUCCAUGGUGGUGGAGACUGGUACCAAAUAUAUGGACCAAACCAAUGGGCGGCUCCAGAGAGGGGCUAGACGAUGCUUAAGCCUCCUCAAAAUAGCCUAGCACCCCCAAAAAAUAUUGUAUUAGUACAUCAUAUAUUACAGGCACCCUUAGCCUACCCCUUAGCCUACCCCUUAGCCUACCCCUUAGCCUACCCCUUAGCCUACCCCCCUUAGCCUACCCUUAGCCUACCCCUUUAGCCUACCCCCUUAGC
Molecule: messenger RNA, 837 nt
Organism: Salmo salar (Atlantic salmon)
Lineage: Eukaryota; Metazoa; Chordata; Actinopteri; Salmoniformes; Salmonidae
Source: RefSeq, a predicted model, not a curated record